AUGGCAAACGAUACUUCCUUUGCCGCACAUGUUGCCCAUCAGUUCAAUUCGUACCAGCAAGACCGUUCCAUGGACUCCAAGCAAACCAUCUACGCCGCCAGCAAUGGUGUGCCUGCAGCUCAUCCCUACGAAGCUCAACGAGCAGGCGAGAGCGGUCCUCUACUUGUUCAGGACUUCCACCUGAUCGAUCUCAUUUCCCACUUCGACCGGGAGCGCAUCCCAGAACGUGUGGUCCACGCGAAGGGUACUGGUGCCCAUGGCUUCUUUGAGUGUACCAACCCUGCCGAUGAUCUAUCUUGUCUCGACAUCUGGAGUGCCAAAGGCAAGAAAUGCCCCGUCACGGUGCGAUUCUCUACCGUGGGUGGCGAGGCUGGCUCCCACGACUGUGCCCGAGACCCCCGAGGCUUCGCGGUCAAGUUCAGAACAGACGAGGGUAAUUGGGACCUGGUCGCCAACAAUACUCCCGUCUUCUUCUUGAGAGAUCCGGCCAAGUUCCCCCAUUUCAUCCACACACAAAAGAGACAUCCCUCCACGCACUUAACCCACGCAGACGACUCGACGAUGUUCUGGGAUUACUUUUCAAACAACCCUGAAACUAUUCAUCAGGUCAUGGUGUUGAUGGGGGACCGGGGCAUUCCUGAUGGCGUCCGAUUCAUGCAUGGCUAUUCCGGCCACGCACUGAAGCUCGUCAAAAAGAACGGCGACUGGAUUUAUUGCCAAAUCCAUAUGAAGUCCAUGCAGGGCACCAAGUUCCUGACCCAGGAAGAGUCUGCCACCAAAUCUCCCGACCACUCACAGAAGGAUCUCUACGAGGCUAUCCAACGUGGUGACUUCCCCAAGUGGUCCGUGGAGAUCCAAACCAUGACCCCCAAGCAGGCCGAAGAGGUCUGGGCCAAGCAGGGCAUCAACGUCUUGGACUUGACCCAUGUAUGGCCUCAGAAACAAUUUCCCCGGCGCAAAGUGGGCGAGUUCACGUUAAACGAGAAUGCUGUCAACUACUUUGCCGAAAUCGAGCAAGCGGCGUUCAGCCCUUCUCACAUGCCUCCUGGGAUCGAACCCUCAGCCGACCCAGUGCUGCAAUCCCGUCUCUUCUCCUACCCGGACACCCACCGCCACCGCCUGGGUACAAACUACCAACAACUCCCUGUCAAUGCGUCCCACACGGCCUACAAAUACGGGAACUUCCAACGUGACGGCCCCAUGGCAUUCUACAACCAAGGGGCCCGGGCCAACUAUCUCUCGUCCAUCGACCCCAUCCAGUUCCGCGAAAGAAGUGUCGACUAUGACAAGACACACGGCCAUUUCCAAGGCCAUGCCAUCACCUUCCUCUCCCAGAUCCGGCCCGAAGACUUCAACGCGCCACGCGCCCUGUGGGAGAAGGUCUUCGAUGAGCCAGCGCGGCAACGUUUCAUCAGCAACGUCACCGGCAAGAUGGAGGUCUGCAAGGACAAAGAGAUCCUGAAAAGGCAGAUUGCCAUCUUCCGCGAAGUCAGCGAGGACCUCGCCCAGCGCCUGGAGAAGUCGACAGGGAUCAAGGGCUACGAUGGGAUCAAGAACAUGAAGUUUAACGGCACCCACAAUGGCAUGAGUUCGGAUCCUGCCAUCAAGCAGGCCAACGGCGUGAAAGCUCCGACCUUCGCGAAUGACAACAACGGAGCACCGACUCCGGGGUCGCACGACAGCAUCCCAAAUGUCGCAUAG
Molecule: messenger RNA, 1701 nt
Organism: Fonsecaea erecta
Lineage: Eukaryota; Fungi; Ascomycota; Eurotiomycetes; Chaetothyriales; Herpotrichiellaceae
Exons: 2
Coding region: 1-1701 (566 amino acids)
Biological process (GO): response to hydrogen peroxide; hydrogen peroxide catabolic process
Cellular component (GO): cytoplasm; peroxisome; mitochondrion
Molecular function (GO): catalase activity; heme binding
Source: RefSeq, a predicted model, not a curated record